Brassicogethes aeneus is the source of this 1072-nucleotide messenger RNA. The record is from the annotation of a GenBank genome assembly. Lineage: Eukaryota; Metazoa; Arthropoda; Insecta; Coleoptera; Nitidulidae.
AUGCACCUGAAUUUACGUGUAUUACUUGCUUUGCUGCUCUUAACAAGUGGUGGAAGAAAAAACAACGAUCUUCGUUGCCAUUUGCAAUCCCUAUGGCUUGGUCUGAUCCAGGAGAACAUGACGUUAACAAUUGUUAUGCCAAGUAUACUUAACGGCCCUGAUAUCCGAAAACUUCUUAAAGACGACAGUUUUAGUGAAAUUUUGAGCGAACCAGCAUUAAAUGCAUGGGAAUCAGUUCGUGCGGUGAUCAAAAAUGUGGAUAUCAGUUCAAAAGUUGUGUUUAUAACUAACAAACUAUCAGAUAAUAUGCUUGCUAUUUUUGCUUUGGCUUUUUUGGCCUUGGCCACAGCUGGUCCAUUGAAAGAUGAUCCUGCUGAAGUUACUGCUGCCAAAAUCUUCAUUAACGAAUGCAUCGAAAAAGUUUUGAUUGACGGACUCCCAGAAGCUAAUAUUCCAAGUCAUGAGCCCCUUGUAUUCCACGAUGAUAACAUUCAAAUUGAUAUCUUAGGAGGGAUGGGAAGCCUUGAACUAUACGACAUGAUAUUGGAAGGCGUCCCAGAAUUUGAACUUAGAGAAGUCGUAUCUCACCCAGAAAACAACCCCAAUGGUGUUUUCUUCGAUUACACCAUCUACUGGAAAUCCAUGGUUCUUAAGAGCAAAUACUAUCUCGGGUUGUCGUUAGCUACACUCGGUGAAGGAGAACAAAGUAUAACCAUGAACCAUGUAACUUUCUCCGGUACCUGGAACAUGACCAAUGCCGAGGGCUUGAAACAAUCCCUGGAUGCUUUCACACUUAACGUUGAAACUAAAAGCGUUGAUGUGGUCGUCACCAAUACCCCCUUUAAUGUCCUAUGGAAACUCGCGGGACAUGCAAUGAAAAACGUCAUGAACAGCCCAGCUGUCAGCCAAGUUUUGUCAAAAGGUCUCUUAGAAAAAUUCAACGUGGACUGGAUGCAAAAAGGAGAAAGAAUCGACGCCAUGUUGAACUACUGCUGGCCAAAAAAUUAAGAAUAAUAAUAUGUAUAUUACUGAUAAUAUAUUAAUAAUAAACUAAGUCAUGAGUUAAAUAACA